Molecule: messenger RNA, 990 nt
Organism: Rhopalosiphum maidis (corn leaf aphid)
Lineage: Eukaryota; Metazoa; Arthropoda; Insecta; Hemiptera; Aphididae
Product: radial spoke head 1 homolog
Exons: 5
Coding region: 1-990 (329 amino acids)
Source: RefSeq, a predicted model, not a curated record
AUGAACAAAGGAAGUUAUUCUGAUGUCGAGGAUGAACAUAAUAAUACACAUGAAUAUAUACCAGAAGAUGAAUAUGGCGAAGAAACUGAUUUCGCAUACGAUGCACUAUCUGUAAUAGGAGCAUAUAAAGGUCAACGUAAUAGCAACGGUGAGCGACACGGAUUCGGCAAAGCUAUCUUACCGAAUGGCGAUGCUUAUGUAGGAACAUAUAAAAAUGGUCACAGGCACGGCCGCGGACAGUACAGAUUUAAGAACGGUACUAUUUACCAGGGUUGUUAUAGGGAAGGUCUGAGGCAUGGAAAAGGAGUGAUGCGUUAUCCGGAUAACAGUAAAUAUGAAGGUUAUUGGAUAGAUAACAAAAAAGACGGCACAGGUGUUUUCAAAUUUAAAAAUAAUGACAAGUUUUCGGGAUCGUGGAAGUCUGAUAUGAAACACGGAUUGGGAACAUAUACAUUUUGUAAAACCGGUGCCAUCUUGAAGGGAAUGUGGCUUAACGACAAAAAAGUCAAAAACUUUCAAGUUUUUUAUCCGAUUAGUGACGGUACCGGAUUUACGUUUCAUGGUACAUGGGAUGACAACGAGAUGGUUUCUGGAAAAGGAUAUUUUGUGUUCGAACAUUUGAAGUGCAUGCAAAGUGGCACAUACGUCGAAAACCCAUUUUACGAAAACGCGAAAUCUGUUGAACUGCAAAACAAAAUAUGCAAGUCUUUGUGGUUGUCAAAUGAAAUACUACCGAUCAUCAGUGGUAUGCUACCGUGUUUGCCAAAAACGCGAUCCGUGGCCAGAGUGAGAUCUUCGUGUGACACGAGUUUCCUGAUUGCCGACAAAGUAUCUGCGGUAGACGUCCCGUCACCAACGAUGAGUCGCGUAGAAAUGUACGAGCACGGAGAUGACCUAUGGGCCGAAAUGGAAGAUCUAGAAACCGAGUUGAAAUUAAAUCUGCAAGAAGCCGAUUCAAAUUCGUCGAGUUAUCACGAACAAGAAGAAUGA